ACCGGAGCGCCACCUUGCCUAUGGAAAGCAUGUUUGAGAGAAGUCAACGAAGUGUGACCAAAGAAUUCCAUUGGUACCAUGCCGGACCCAAGUCUUCUCAGUCUACUCCCCAACAUCAAGUCUCACGGCCUGGUGCCGGACGUCAUUUCUCAGGUACCCAGGAAUGCGGUCGUCGUCACCUACCAUGACGGCGACGUCCGCAUGGGGAAUACCCUGAGGCCAAGUCAGGCUGCUCACGAACCCACCAGCGUCAUCUUCAGAGCAGAAGCCGGAUCGUUCUACACGCUGGUGAUGGUGGACCCGGACGCGCCUAGUCGUCAGAACCCAAAGAUGCGACACUGGCUUCACUGGCUGGUCGUCAACAUUCCUUCCAGCUGCGACCUCAGGGCAGGCACUCCCGUCACAGAGUACGCUGGACCAACUCCUCCUAGGGGCAGCGGUCCCCACCGCUAUGUCUUUCUCGUCUUUGCGCAAGGACGCCGCAGGAUUAACGAAGACUCGGUGGAUGUCCCCGAGGGACGAGGCAAGUUCAACCUGAGAGAGUUCCUCGUAAACCUGGAGCUUGGACAAGCUUACGCGGCCAAUUUCUUUCUAGCUGAGAACAAGUGAUCGUGUCUACUGGUUCUCCCAUUUGUAGUGGAAUGCUGGGUAAAUAAAGUCCCUUUUACGAAGGCA
Molecule: messenger RNA, 675 nt
Organism: Ornithodoros turicata
Lineage: Eukaryota; Metazoa; Arthropoda; Arachnida; Ixodida; Argasidae
Product: protein D3-like
Exons: 1
Coding region: 79-609 (176 amino acids)
Source: RefSeq, a predicted model, not a curated record